Molecule: messenger RNA, 3890 nt
Organism: Procambarus clarkii (red swamp crayfish)
Lineage: Eukaryota; Metazoa; Arthropoda; Malacostraca; Decapoda; Cambaridae
Product: metal cation symporter ZIP14
Biological process (GO): intracellular monoatomic cation homeostasis; zinc ion import across plasma membrane
Cellular component (GO): plasma membrane
Molecular function (GO): zinc ion transmembrane transporter activity; monoatomic cation:bicarbonate symporter activity
Source: RefSeq, a predicted model, not a curated record
ACGAUGGCUUUGUACAUGCGCUAAAAAUAGAACUCAAUUAUGAUUCCAUAUCCGAAAGUUAAUCAGCCUCUCCGACAUAGAAAAACAAAUAAUUUCGUGUGCUUAUAAAUAAUGUUAAUGAAAAAUAUUUGUAGUAUUUUAUAAUUUGCGUGUGUAAUAUAAGGAAGAGCUGGUAAAGGUUUGCAACUCCGAACAGAGUUGAUUGGUGGCAUUGCAGCCGCAGGGAGGUUGUCUGCCUUGAGUCGUGGCAGCGGAGUGUGAGGCCACGGACACGUCGGCGCUGCGGGCACGGCAGCUUAUCCCUUGACACACCCGUUAUUCCUCCUCCACUCACACCGGCUAAGACUUCCUUCUCACUACUGCUUCUGUCUCCCACUAAUUCACCUCCCUAUAAGAGUAAAGAUUGAAGAAAUUAGGAAGCAAUGCAUCUGCUUUGGAAUGUCUUAGCUGCAGCAAUGAUUGGGUGUUGUAUUUUUAUACCACACCUCUCCAUAGCUGCAGAGGGUAACCAUAGUUCGCACUGGAAUGUUGACUGGGGUCCACAACCAGAAAAUGUCACAGAUUUUACUACUUUUCUGUGGUAUGGAUACUCUGCCAAUAAGAUUAAUUUCACACAAGAAGAUUUUCAAUUAUUUGUAGACUGUACAACGGGGAGACGUGAGUGUCCUCCAAUUAGCAGAGAGCCGGCUGUGUCGAUAUUGACAAACUGCAAUGAGAACAAAGCUUUAUCCUCAACUCAGUGCAAUAUAGUAGAUAUGUGUAGAGAUAAUGAUAUACUGAAAACAUAUGGUUUUGAGGACAAUAUUCUGGGUGUGGAGGAUCUACAAGCUCUGCUGCCAGUUGUUUUGUACCAUUCUCAUAACAAAAAUAGCUGCAGUCUGGAAUCAACUGAGAAACAAACUAAAAUGAAGCCCAGAUCUGCAGAGGUGUGGGGCUAUGGGCUUCUGUUUGUGACGCUCAUCUCUGGGUGUUCCCUGGCGGGGGUUUCGGUGUUGCCGCUGAUGGCACAUAACUUUUACCAGCAGCUGCUUACCGUCCUGGUUGGCUUGGCAAUGGGGUCUCUGGCAGCUUCGUCCCUCUUCCACCUCAUCCCUCAGGCUUUCAGAUUAAGAUGGGCUAAGACGUUAAGCGAUGGAACAUCGACCCACAGUCAACAUGAUUACUUAUUCAUCUCUCUCUAUGUUCUGGUGGGCAUGUGGAGCUUCUUCAUGAUUGAGCGCAUGAUCAAAAUCAUCCUCACUCACCAAGCAUCAAAGGAUGAUAAUAAAGCAAUUCCUGCAUCUCAGUCUGAACAAACUAUGCUUUACGAAAAUGGUUGCGAAUUACAGUCUUCCGACAGAGCAGAUAUAGGUGAUGAAAUUAACUGCAGACAAUCUUCACUUUGUAAGGCUGCAGGCUUUGAGAAUUCCAAGCUUGUGCCUCCCAACAAUGGCUGUGUAUCCAAUAAUGUGGAGUUGAUUUAUGCAUCUCAGGAACAAGCCAUCAAGGCAUCAUUUGGACACAAUGAAAGACCAAUGGUACCACACUCUCACAACACACACAUCGAGUUCCGACAAGGUAAAGACUCUGUCAUCAAAACUGUUGCCUGGAUGAUCAUCUUCGGAGAUGGUUUUCACAACUUCAUCGAUGGAGUUUCCAUUGGGGCAGCAUUUUCAGAAUCAUUAUUAACAGGCAUUUCCAUAAGCUUGGCAGUUAUGUGUGAGGAGCUACCCCACGAGUUAGGUGACUUUGCCGUUCUUCUCAAUGCAGGCAUGACAAUGAAACAAGCGGUUGCAUACAAUUUUUUAUCAGCAACCACCUGUUAUCUUGGCCUUGUAUUUGGCAUACUUCUAGGAGAGUUCACACAGGACAACACAGCAAUAUUUGCUUUAGCAGCAGGAAUGUUCCUCUACAUAUCUCUGGUGGAUAUGGUGCCCGAGAUGAACGAAGUAGCCAGUAAAGCGGCAGAAGGAGGCUGGAAGGCUGCUGUUGGUAUUCUCUUCCUCCAAAAUAUUGGCUUUUUCCUUGGUAUUGCAUUACUUUUCCUCUUAGCAUAUUUCCAGGAUAAUAUGGUUCUUGUCUGAUCAAAUUUCAGACAUUUCAGUUGGACAUGUUCUUUUGUCAGAAGAUGAGAUAUAUUUAUAUAAAUAUUGUACUGUAUGUAGAAUGAUUUAAAUUUAUUUAUAUAUGUAUAUAUUUAAGUAAAUGGAAGAUAUUUAAAUUUAUUAACAAGUAUAAAUACCUUGAAUAUGUGAUGAAAUGUGUACAGUAAGGAUACUGGUGGGUGCUUAAAAUUCUAGUGAUAUGGAAAGCAUAAGAAAAUUUAAGAAAAGUUUGAAGUGUGGAGGAGAAGUAGAGGAAGUUGAAAAAGAUGAGUUAUGGGGUGAAUCUGAAAGUAUGGGGUAUUUGUGGGGAAAGCACGGGAUGAACCCGAGAAAAUGUUGUGUGUAUGUGGGGAAUGCAUGGGAUGAACCCGAGAAAAUGUUGUGUGUAUGUGGGGAAUGCACGGGAUGAACCCGAGAAAAUGUUGUGUGUAUGUGGGGAAUGCACGGGAUGAACCCGAGAAAAUGUUGUGUGUAUGUGGGGAAUGCACGGGAUGAACCCGAGAAAAUGUUGUGUGUAUGUGGGGAAUGCACGGGAUGAACCCGAGAAAAUGUUGUGUGUAUGUGGGGAAUGCACGGGAAGUAGCAGCCAACAUGGGUAUGCUGUCUGUUUCGAGGGACUGAGGGAUUUGAAAUUUAUUUGUGGUACAGUAAUCCAUAGGUAUAACUUUUACACCAGGAUUGUGAACCAGGUGAAAUGCCACCAUGAAUGGUACAUAAAUCUGUGACGGAGCUUGCUUCCUGUGAGCAGCCCGGGUGUGGAGGCAAGUGUCAUAGGUCAAGUGUCAUAGGUCAAGUGUCAUAGGUCAAGUGUCAUAGGUCAAGUGUCACAACGAAUAAUUUGACAUUUAUAUUACAUACAACACUUCCCUUCCCUCCAGGGUCAUCGUUGCCUACCAAUUCUGGGAAAAUAAAUGGGGAUGUAUGCUAGAGAGGAUGAUGAUGAGGCUUAUUUUAAUUUUUAUGUAUUUUAUGAUUUCUAAAUGAAUAAAUACACUAGCCACCCUUUUUGAAGCUUUGACAGUUUUGUAUAUACAGUACUGUAUUUGAAAGAUGUUUUGUAAAUCAGAUUUGAUGGAGUGCUUAAUGUUUUUCAUUAUUUUAAAUAUUGAAUAGAAUUCCUAAAUUUAAUUUAUGACUUGUAUUUCAAAUAUUAAUAACUGUAAAUGCAGUUGGAAAUGUAGCCAAAGACUGUCUUUUGUUAUUUUGUAAUACAUACAGUAUAUUCAUUAUGAAAAGGCUCAUGCAGUAGACCUUUGUGUCCGUGAAAAUGAGAUAUCGUGUUUGACAACUCCUGCAGUUCUUCGAAAGAACUCUCUUAACAAAUUCAGUUUUAUUUUUUAAAAUGUUAACUGUUCUGAGCAUUUAGUUCUCAUGUAGGGGAUCAUGUAGGGAAUAUUAAAAAAGACCCGGGACCAGCUUUCCAAAUAUCAUUUCUUUGUACAGUGGAACCUCAGUUGACGACUGCCCUAGAAGAUGAAUUUCUUGGAACACGACGUCAAAUGUGUCAUAAAAUUUGAAUUGGAAUAUGACAGUUUACUUGAAAGACGACGUCUGUUCGUACGCGUAUGGGUCGAAUGAGCGCGUGGGGCGAGGCACUCUCAGUUUGUUUACAAGUCUAUCACGCAUAGUGACGCACACCACUGCGCUUUGAAUUCUUUGUGAAGAAUUUCUUUGUUUGUCUGCUAUUUUGCUUUUUUAACAUACACGUUCUUAUUAUAUAUGUCAUGCCAUGGGUCCCAAGAUGGAUGGUGAGAGGACUGGAUGGAUGGAUAGGGGGGUGAAUGGAUGUAUGGUGAAGGGAGACUG